Manihot esculenta (cassava) is the source of this 384-nucleotide messenger RNA. Its product is annotated as non-specific lipid-transfer protein. Lineage: Eukaryota; Viridiplantae; Streptophyta; Magnoliopsida; Malpighiales; Euphorbiaceae. Gene Ontology annotation, cellular component: membrane. Gene Ontology annotation, biological process: lipid transport. The record is from RefSeq and is a predicted model, not a curated record. Gene Ontology annotation, molecular function: lipid binding. The transcript is spliced from 2 exons. Bases 1 to 384 code for a protein of 127 amino acids.
AUGGCGAGCAACAAGGUGAUCACGGUGGGUUUGUGCGCAAUUGGAUGGGUGCUAUUGGUGGUGAUAGGCAGUGGAAACACUGUGCAAGGAAUCACAUGCAGCAGAGCCUUAAGAGAAUUGAAGCCGUGCACGGCCUUCGUGCUGGGGCCUGCUCCAUUGCCCUCUGCCUCCUGCUGUACGGCCGUGCAGACGGUGAACAAAGAGGCUAACAACCCUGGAAUACGCCAACAGAUUUGUGAAUGUAUUAGGGAGGCUGCUGCAGCUGGUGGUAUUAGCCUUACAAAAGCUAGGAAAAUUCCUUCCUUGUGCCAUGUCCAACUUCCCUUCAACUGCCUUGGACCGAUUUCAUCCAUACGGAUACAGGAACUGCCUGAAGAGGAAUAA